CUGCACUAUGUCGGUAUGACAGAUUUCUUAACCAAAAAAGUGAUCAAUUUUAACGCUUAUAUCUCGGUUCGCAAGGCAGACUGCCGCGUUUUUCUGCCAGAUUCCUUUAUUUUGAAACCGCAUCGAUUGAGCUUAAUUUUAUCAAACUCGGAGGUGAAAACGCCUUUGAAUAUUGUAUCAUUUACAUCUAUUUCUAUCAUGGGUCUAUGUAAUGUCGAAUGUAUAGAAAGAAUUGCGCGAUAUCUUGAUAUUUCUUCAGGAAAACUUCAAGUAUCUGAUAAAAAUAUAAUACAGGCAGAUAUUCCAGAAUACAAAGAAAAUUUGCUAUCCAUUCAAGGUUUUAGCACUAUUGUGCAAGCGCUCGCAAGGAAAUCAAAAUAUUCUAAUAUACUAGGCAAUGAAAAAGAAACCCGAGCGCUAACGCAGCAAUGGUUAGAAUAUGUUAUAACCUGUGUCAAUUAUGUGGAUAUUCCUGCCAAUGCUAAAAGAGUAUUAAAUGAACUAAAUAUGAUAUUAAAAGAUGUGCCAUAUAUAACUGGAACAAGAAAAACUAUUGCAGACAUUGUACUGUAUUACGUUUUAUAUUCCAUAAUGAAAAAAUUGAGCCAUCCAGAGAAAGCUCGAUAUGUUCAUGUAUCGAGAUGGUUCGAUAAUAUCCAACAAGAAGAGAAGUUAAGACAGGAAUUGGAUUUAAUAUCUUUUAACUUAAUGCAUCUGUUUCUGUAACUAGUAAUGUGAUACAUACCUGUAUAAUUUUGUGGUAACAAUUUAAUACUUAUUCAUAAAGACAUAUGUAAUUAUGAUGGGUAAAAGAUCUAAACCAUGAUACGUAUAGUACAUAUAUCACUGACAACGU
Molecule: messenger RNA, 856 nt
Organism: Pogonomyrmex barbatus (red harvester ant)
Lineage: Eukaryota; Metazoa; Arthropoda; Insecta; Hymenoptera; Formicidae
Gene: AIMP3
Product: aaRS-interacting multifunctional protein 3
Biological process (GO): positive regulation of DNA damage response, signal transduction by p53 class mediator
Cellular component (GO): nucleus; aminoacyl-tRNA synthetase multienzyme complex; cytoplasm
Source: RefSeq, a predicted model, not a curated record